AUGGCUGCAGGAGAAGCAGCAUUUGCAUCUGUUCAUGGCGCGAAUAGACUUGGUGCAAAUUCACUUCUUGAUAUUGUUGUUUUUGGCCGAGCUUGUGCAAACAGAGCUGGCGAGAAGCUGAAACCGCUAGAGAAUGAUGCGGGUGAGAAGAGUAUCGAAUGGUUAGACCGAAUAAGGAACUCAAAUGGGUCACUUCCAACUUCUAAAAUCCGUUUAAACAUGCAAAGAGUAAUGCAAAACAAUGCUGCUGUCUUCCGUACACAAGAAACACUAGAGGAAGGUUGUCAUUUGAUUGAUAAGGAAUGGGACAGUUUUGGUGAUGUCAAAGUGAAAAAUCGGAGUUUGAUAUGGAACUCGGAUUUGAUAGAAACUAUGGAGUUGGAGAAUCUAUUGAUAAAUGCAUGUAUAACAAUGCAUUCUGCUGAGCUAGGAAAGAGAGUCGAGGAGCGCAUGCUCGUGAAGAUUUCACGAAACGUGACGAUGAGAAUUGGAUGA
Arabis nemorensis is the source of this 495-nucleotide messenger RNA. NCBI's taxonomy places the organism in Eukaryota, Viridiplantae, Streptophyta, Magnoliopsida, Brassicales, Brassicaceae. The record is from the annotation of a GenBank genome assembly.